GAAUAAAAAAACCAUACUAUCUUGUCUACUCCAUGUCUUCCCUUAUUUAACUUUCCUUAGUAUCAGUAGCCACAGCCAGCAAGUAGUUUGCGAUAGAACUUGAAGGUUUGGGAUUUGGGAAAUGCUUGCUUAGAACAACGUUUCUUUAUCCAUGUCUUACACAAAUACAAUUCUCAUCCCCAGUUUCCAACCCCUUUUCCCUCCAUUACCAUGCCAUUACCGUCGCAAAACAUUCAAAACUUCCCGCCAUAGACCUUUAUUUUUGGCUUCUGCUUCUGGAAAUUCAAAUGGCUUUUCGUUUUCUUCUUCCUGGGGUUCCAUUCGCCGCGGUUCCGAGCGAUUUCUGAGUAAUUUUGGUGAGGUGGUGAAGAAGGAGACCGGCAUUGAUUUUGGGGAUGCUCAGAACUUAGUUUCUAAUCAGGUUCAGGGUGUUACAUCUGGGUUUAAUCGUUUCAGGUUUGAAUUGCUUCCCCAGUUCCUCAAUUGGAACAAAUGGGAUAAUUGGAAGGAUGUAAAAAGCUGGAAACCUGAACGCUUUGCGGCGUUGGCGUUAUAUUUAGUUGCUAUAGUUGUGUCUUCUCAAAAAAUAUACAUGCUUGUUCAAGCUCCUCGCAUUGCUCAAGAAAAGAAAGAGUUGACAGAUGCAUAUAUGGAGGCAUUAAUUCCUGAACCCACACCAAGUAAUAUUAGGAGGUUGAAGAAGGGCAUGUGGAGAAAAACAAUGCCGAAAGGACUCAAAAUGAAGAAGUUUGUUGAAGGACCCAAUGGGACUCUAAUUCAUGAUAGUUCGUAUGUUGGUGAAGAUGCAUGGGAUGAUGAUACAGAACGGCCUCUGGAAAACAUGGAAGGAAUCAUCAAGUCUGAUUCAAGUUUGAGUACGCAAGACAAGGAUGCAGUUAAAAGUCAGAUUGGGAUUUCAGCUGUUAAACAAGAACUAAGUGGAUCAUGGCGUGAAAGGCUCAAGGCAUGGGCAGAGAUUCUGGAAAAGGAGAAACUGGCUGCGCAGAUUAACCCUUUAAACACCAGAUAUUCAGUUGAAUUCGAUAUGAAAGAAGUUGAGGACAGUCUCCGAAAAGAUAUGGUAGAGAAGACAUCAGAUACACAAGGAGCAAGGGCUUUGUGGAUUUCUAAGCGUUGGUGGCGCUACCGACCUAAACUACCAUACACUUACUUUCUUGACAAGCUUGAUAGCUCAGAGGUUACAGCUGUUGUCUUCACAGAAGAUCUGAAGAGAUUGUAUGUGACAAUGAAGGAAGGUUUCCCUUUGGAGUAUGUUGUUGAUAUCCCUCUUGAUCCAUACUUGUUUGAGACGAUUUCAAAUUCUGGGGUUGAGGUGGAUCUUCUUCAGAAGCGGCAAAUUCAUUAUUUCCUGAAAGUUUUGAUAGCGUUCCUGCCCGGAAUUCUGAUUUUAUGGUUUAUGAGGGAGUCUGUGAUGCUUUUACACAUUGCUUCCAGUCGUUUUCUUUAUAAGAAGUAUAAUCAACUCUUUGACAUGGCAUAUGCAGAGAACUUUAUUUUGCCUGUUGGUGAAGAUGUGGAAACGAAGUCAAUGUACAAAGAAGUAAUAUUAGGAGGUGAUGUUUGGGAUCUUCUUGAUGAGAUAAUGACAUACAUGAGAAAUCCAAUGGAUUAUUUUGAAAAGGAAGUGCAAUUCGUGCGGGGAAUUCUCCUUUCAGGACCUCCAGGCACUGGUAAAACACUAUUUGCGAGAACUCUUGCAAAGGAAAGUGGUUUGCCUUUUGUCUUCGCUUCAGGUGCUGAGUUUACUGAUAGUGAGAAAAGCGGUGCUGCGAGGAUCAAUGAAAUUUUUUCAAUUGCACGGAGAAAUGCUCCAUCAUUCAUUUUCAUUGAUGAGAUUGAUGCCUUAGCAGGAAGGCAUGCUAGAAAUGAUCCACGAAGGAAAGCAACAUUUGAGGCUUUAAUUUCUCAGCUGGAUGGAGAAAAAGUGAAGACCGGGGUUGAUCGAUUCUCGCUUAGACAAGCAGUGAUUUUUAUAUGUGCAACUAAUAGGCCAGAUGAAUUAGACAUAGAGUUUGUCCGUGCUGGACGUAUAGAUCGUCGUUUGUAUAUUGGAUUACCUGAUGCAAAACAGCGAAUACAAAUAUUUGGGGUGCAUAGUGCCGGGAAGCAGUUGGCUGAAGAUGUUGACUUCGGGAAGCUUGUCUUCCGCACUGUUGGUUAUUCUGGGGCCGAUAUCCGAAAUCUUGUCAAUGAAGCAGGAAUAAUGUCUGUGAGGAAAGGGCAUUCCAUGAUUUGCCAAAAAGACAUUGUUGAUGUCCUAGACAAACAAUUGCUUGAGGGUAUGGGUGUGCUGCUCACAGAAGAGGAGCAACAAAAAUGUGAACAAAGUGUGUCUCUUGAAAAGAAGACUCUGUUAGCUGUACAUGAAGCUGGUCAUGUAGUUUUGGCUCAUCUAUUUCCAAGAUUUGAUUGGCAUGCUUUCUCUCAACUUUUGCCUGGUGGAAAGGAAACGGCCAUAUCUGUCUUUUAUCCAAGGGAAGAUAUGGUUGACCAAGGAUAUACAACCUUUGGUUAUAUGAUGAUGCAAAUGGUUGUGGCCCAUGGGGGCCGUUGUGCUGAACGUAUUGUAUAUGGUGAUGACGUAACAGAUGGAGGAAAAGAUGAUCUAGAAAAGAUCACUAAGAUUGCUAGGGAAAUGGUCAUUAGCCCAAGAAAUGCUAAAUUGGGAUUAACAGCGUUGACAAAAAAAAUUGGUCUCAUGGACCAACCAGAUAGUCCAGAUGGUGAAAUGAUAAAAUACAAGUGGGAUGACCCCCAUGUGAUUCCUGCCGAGAUGACGCUUGAAGUAUCUGAACUCUUCGCUCGAGAAUUGACAAGGUAUAUUGAAGAAACUGAAGAACUGGCAAUGAAGGGUUUGAAGGAAAACAGACAUAUACUUGAUGUAAUUUCUAAGGAGCUGCUGGAGACAUCCAGGAUCACUGGACUGGAUGUCGAGGAAAGGAUGAAAAAUCUCUCGCCCAUAAUGUUUGAAGAUUUUGCACAACCAUUUCAAAUAGACUUAGAUAAGGAUGGCCCAUUGCCUCACAAUGAACAGUUACGUUACCAACCGCUCAACAUAUACCCUGCACCAUUGCACAGGAAUUAGAGGCAUAGUCCUGUAAUGCCGAUGAUUUGUGUUGUCUGCUGCACUGCAUUUGAUGGUGAGAUAAAUUCCGAGAUUUUUCUUUCGCAGCAGUAUAACGUGCAUUGUCGAAUGCUGGACAUCCUCAAAAGCUCGAGUAUUCCUUACUAAGGUUUGUAAGGCAGCAGCUCAAUGAAACAAUCACUUGCAUGGACUAGGCCUCAUCAUGUUGUUUUUGAUUAUCGGUGCUCAUGAUCUUGUCAAGGUGUACCUCAGAUAAACCGGGUGUUCCGCUCUGGAAACCGGUCCAUGCUUCUGUGUAUCAUGGACAAAAUUUAUACUUUCGGAGCAAGGAACACCCUCUUUAGAGAAUCGGUCGUGUCCAUCUGUUAGUCAAUAGGCUACAAGCUUAAUAGUAAACUGCAUAUUGGUUUCUUUUCCCCUCUUUUCAAACAUUGAUAACUAAGGGGACAAGAGUGACCCAUAGCAGAUUUUUGUAUAGUAUAGGUAUACAUUUUCUGUUGAGUUUUCCUCAGUUUAUAAUCUUAUAAUCUAAAUUGUCAUUGUUAUCUAUUCCUAAGAAAA
This is a messenger RNA of Amaranthus tricolor (Joseph's coat), 3667 nucleotides long. RefSeq names its product ATP-dependent zinc metalloprotease FTSH 12, chloroplastic. Lineage: Eukaryota; Viridiplantae; Streptophyta; Magnoliopsida; Caryophyllales; Amaranthaceae. The transcript has 19 exons. Gene Ontology annotation, biological process: mitochondrial protein processing; protein-containing complex assembly; embryo development ending in seed dormancy. Gene Ontology annotation, molecular function: ATP binding; metalloendopeptidase activity; ATP hydrolysis activity. Bases 152 to 3106 code for a protein of 984 amino acids. Gene Ontology annotation, cellular component: chloroplast thylakoid membrane; m-AAA complex. The record is from RefSeq and is a predicted model, not a curated record.